Blepharisma stoltei is the source of this 994-nucleotide messenger RNA. Lineage: Eukaryota; Ciliophora; Heterotrichea; Heterotrichida; Blepharismidae. The record is from the annotation of a GenBank genome assembly.
AUGUCCUCAUUUUCGAGACAAGGUUUACCUCACUCCCCCCCUUUAAAUUGGAACAAAAUAUCGGUAAAAUUUCCACUUUUUUGGUAAAUUAACCCCCCUUUAAAUUGGAACAAAAUUUAAUUUUAUAAUAAAAAAUUAUAUAUGAUUUUUUUCUAAAAAGUUUUGAUAUAAGUUAAAUGUUUCUUCUUAACUAAAAUUAAAAAUUUAGUUAUAUCUUGCUCUUUUUUAAAGAAAAAAGUAUAAAGAGCAUCUUAUUUAAAUAAAUUUAUUAUCCUUAAUUGCUAAAUUUUUAAAAAAAAUUAAUUUUUUUUUUUUAAAAAUUUUUUAUUUAAACAAAAUUAGCACUUUGAUCGAUAAAUUUUCUAAAAUUUUUUUUUUUUAAUUUUUUUAUCAAUAAAAAUAAUAAUUUUUGUGUAAAUAAUUUUGAUACCAAUUAAUAUUGGCGUAUUAACUAAUAAUGAAAAUUUAGUUAUAUCUUGCUUUUUUUUAAAGGAUAAAGAGUAAUAUUAUUUUAUUAAACAAAUUUAUUGAUCUAAUUCGAUAUGUUUUGAAAUUUUUUUUUUUACAAAAAAUUUUAUAUUGAUAUUUUUUUUUUAAAAAAAAAAAUUAACCCCCCUUUAAAUUGGAACAAAAUUUUUAGUUCCAAUUUAAAGGGGGGAGUCAGAAAAAAGGCUCUUCAGACAAAAAUGUAAUAAUUUCACAAGAAAGAAACCAUUAUAGACUCGGAGGGUCCUGAAGAGCUCCACAUCCACAAUUAGUCAAAGUUAUCAAGAAAUUAAAUCCACCAAGCCCAUGUAAAUUAGUUAGAGACAAAGAGCAGCCUAUUUCAGGCAGCAUAUUAAGGGCUAUUGCAGUUAUUGAUGAGCCAGAAACUAAUGCUCCUCCAAAAAUACCAGAAAAAGAAGUGACUACGCAAAGUAAAAAGUCGCUGUCUUUUUCUCUGGAAAAUAGCUCUAUUCUGAAAAGACGAGUUAAUCGUGUUGGAAUACAAUAA